Molecule: messenger RNA, 5233 nt
Organism: Drosophila innubila
Lineage: Eukaryota; Metazoa; Arthropoda; Insecta; Diptera; Drosophilidae
Exons: 13
Coding region: 138-4580 (1480 amino acids)
Biological process (GO): G protein-coupled receptor signaling pathway
Cellular component (GO): membrane
Molecular function (GO): G protein-coupled receptor activity
Source: RefSeq, a predicted model, not a curated record
UGCGGCGGGCUUGGACCCAUAGAAAUCCAUUGGCGUUGCUCGUGUUGCUGCUGCUCGUGUUGCUGCAGCUGGUGUAUCAGACGGUUGGAUUGGAAUCCACAGAUGGAAGGGCUCGGAUCAAAACGAAAACGGAAAACAUGUCGACGCUGGCAUCCAACACUGGCGACAGCUUCAACAUUCGCCACGGUCGCUCCAGGGCCCACAUGCUGUACAACAGCAACAACAACAACAACGUCAACAACAACAGCAACAGCACGAGGCUGACUCUGGUUAGUGAUGUGCCGCUGCCCUUGCCCAUUCCGACGCAACAGUCCGGCACAGGCGGGAUGACAAGUCCUCCGGUCACGCAUAAAAUUCGCAAAUUGCACAAGAAGAAAAUCAACGAGAGCAUACGCAAAAGCGUCGACAAGAGUCUGGGUGUGCUGCGUCCAGCCAAGAAUCAUCGCAGCCUGGCCGAGGCCGAGCAUCUGCAGGGACGACCCACAGAUGUCGAUGAUGAUGAUGAUGUCAGGGAUGAUGAUGAUACGGCGACACUCGAUGAAGUCAUGCAAUUGGCGGAUGAGAUUGAUUUGGAGAACUCAUUAGUGUCAGCUUACCGGAAUGUGGUCGCUGACGUGCCAGAUAUAACCACGCAGCCGAGUCCAGCGUCAGGUGUCGCUAAGAAGAGCGGUAUCAGUAACACAGCUCGGCAAUUUGUGCGUGCCAACAGUGAUGAUGCCAAUUACGAGGAUAGCGAUGAGGAUGAUGAGCUGUCAACCACGCAAAUUGCAGCAUUUGCGCCUCGUCAGCCAGCCUCAAAUGCCCCCAGAACUUGGCAGUUGCAACAGACUCGUAAUGUGGGCAGAACACGGCUGUUGCCAGUUAAGCAGAGCAACGGCAACGCCAGCAUUCCGGAUGCCUCAUCGACAGGUGUCCUUAAUUUAAAAUUGCCAGUCAACAGCGCAGAUACUCAACUAGAGGCAGUCGACACUGACACCAACACCGACACUGACACUGACACUGACACCGAUUACCGCCUCGGGGGAUCUGACAAAAACAAUGGGAUCGACGACAGCGAUGAUGAUAAUGAUGCUGUUGACGAGGAUGAGCAGACGGAUGCUGCCAAUGAGAGUGUCGGCAAUAGCACAGAUAACGCCAAUGUCGAAUGGCCAGAGACGGAGUCGGAGGCACGUUCACAGGCCAGCACCAGCGAGGGCAUCGAGUUGAAACAGAUCAACUUUAACUACGAGUCCGAAUCAGAGUCCGAGUCGGAGUCGGAGUCAGAGAGCGACCCCGUGCUGGACACUUCGGAGGUAACCAUGGAUGAUGGCUAUCCGCCCGAGGUGAUAAUCGAUGACAACACCAAGCAGCUGGUGAUUGGCGAUGUUGAAGGCAAUGCCGAUGGCGAUAGCGUUGAUUCCAAUCAAAUAACUGCCGAUGUGAUAAAUGCGCGCGAUAGUAAAAUUGACUUGGUGUCCAAGUUCCUGCAAUAUAUCGAACAGCAGCAUUUGAUGGGCUCCAACUGCGUGGCCGGCACCUCGCUCAAUCUCGGCGAGGGUGUGGUGGACCGUUAUGCCCAGGAUCGAUUUCGUGUCGAGGCUGAGGUGGCUGUCAAUCGUGCCAAUAUGUUGACCAGAAUCUUUAAGACGACGGCGCAUUCGGUACAGGAGGAUGUCAACUUGCUGCACGCCUCGGUGCUGUCCAUGGUGGAGUUCGACGAUGAUAUAUUCGCGGCGGGCAAUUGCUUCGAUUGGAAUGAGCAUCCCGCCCAGCCAGGACUCUUUUGUCCGUUCGCCUAUCGCCUGCCGCCACCGAAUCUGGGCGCCAUAUUCGCCAAGGAUCUGGCCAUGGAGUACCAUUACCUUGGCAACACAUCGGAAUGGUUCUUUCUUGCACGGAAGAACGCCGAGAAGGUGAUAGCUCGCAAUGAGCAAUACCUGAAAUCUUUCCAUCUUUAUUCGAACCGCACAGAGGAACGCAUCGAGGACGAUACAUUGGCCGUCAAGUAUGAGGAUGGCAGAUGGUCGAAACCGUAUUACGACUGCGGUGGCGGGAAUAUAUGGAUGCUAACGUAUACGGUACCAUUCUUUGGCUACGAAAAUGGCAGCUAUCACUUCAAGGGCACAUCUGGCAUUGAUAUUGACUUGCGGCGCGUGGACAUCGACCAAUGCCCGCAGCGGCAUACGCCGGGCACUAAACGACCGCUGAACAUCUUUGCCGGCACCGACAAGUGCAAGCAGCGCACCACCAUGUGCGAGGCCAUUAUGGGUCUAGGCUUUCGUCGAGGCUCAUACAAAUGUUUGUGCCGCAAGGGCUUUUACUUUCCGGACGUUGUAUCGCUGCACAAGUUCUUCAAUGGCAGCCUACUGGAGGAGGAGUACGAGAAGCUGAUGCUGGGUAAAAACUCCACGUACAAUAGCAACAACGAAUACGAGUGCCUGCCCUGCGCCGAGGGCUGUGACUCCUGCGAGGAUUCCUCCCCCUGCAUCGCGGCCCUCAAUUGGCCCAUGCGCACCAGCAUCCUGGCACUGGCCUGCAUCGUCAUCGGCCUGCUGCCCCCCGCCGCCUGGUUCACAUUUCGCUAUCAACAAGUCAAGGUUGUGCGUGCUGCCAGCCCAGCUCUGUUGCGGGUCAUUGCACUGGGAGCGUUCUUCAUCUACUGCACGAAUAUUGUUAUGUAUCCGAAUCCGAAUCUCUACACAUGCACCGCUCGCAUUUGGCUGCGCGAAAUUGGAUUCUCUCUGACCUAUGGUGCACUCAUGCUGAAGACCUGGCGAAUCUCGGUGAUAUUUCGGGUGCGCUCGGCAAAGGCUGUCAAAAUCACAGAUGCUGCGCUGCUCAAGCGUUUGGGAAUCAUCUGUGGGGCCAUUGGUACCUGUUUGCUGGUACGGACUUUAGUAUCGCCGCCGGACGUGGUGGUGGGACGCACCGCUGAUGACCUCAAAGCAUUCCUAUGCAAAACCGAUUGGUGGGACUACACAUUUACCUCGAUGGAGGUAUUAUUCCUAGCCUGGGGCGUAAGACUCUGCAUAAUGGUGAGAAAGGCGCCCUCUGAAUUCAACGAGAGCCGCUUCAUAUCAAUGGCCAUUUACAACGAGUUCCUGCUCACGUGCUUCCUUAACGUGUCUAUGCUCUUCCUGCAGUCUCCGGCUAAUCCGGAUCUACUCUACAUCAUAUUCUUCUGCCACACACAGCUGACGGUGACGCUUCUCUUGGCCCUCAUCUUUGGCAGCAAGGUUUAUAUUGUACUUCGCAGUGGGAAGUCGCAUCAGGAGAACAUCGGAUUGGGCGCGAAGGCGUCGGGAGCCAAAUUCAAUUUUCGGCCACAGGUGCGCACGUUUGCUCAUCCCAGCUCGGUGACAACAUCAACGGCGCCUGCAGCCGGCACCACCUCGGCAGAGAACAAGCUGUCCGAUCAGGAGGCGCUGGAGGAGAUUCGUCAGUUGAGCAUGCAGCUGAAGCGCAUUCAGGAGAUGGCACCGCCCAAAGGAGUGGCUGUGAUGACCAUAUCGAGUCUGUUGGACGGCCUGAAGACGCCGGGUGGCAUGAUGGUGGUCGCUGCAGCUGCCACACAUGCCGCAGGUGGCAAUGCGGCAAGUGUCGCGCGGCAAAGUGCGUUGCCGCUGCUUGCACUCAACGCCGAAAUGCAGAAAUACAAUCAGCAACUGCAGCAGAACAACAAUGCCAAUGGACGAGCUGCUGCCUCAGCCGCUGCACGUGGCAGCAUACCCACCAUGGUGCUGGAGACGCCUCCCUCCUCGGCAACCCCAACGCCGACAACUGCCUACGAGGAGCGUGCCACCAACACGGAGCUGAGUGGCGACGAUUUCCGCGAGCAGCUGCUACGCCGCAGCGCAGAUGGUCACAUCAUCUGCAGUCGCUGCCUGGACGCGUCCAAGGAGCACUACUACUGCUGCCCCCCGCGCAGCACCUGCGAACAGCUGGGCUCGCCACAGCAGGAGGGCAGUCUCAGCUUUGCCAACAUCAAGCUCGACUGCAUGUGCUCCCAGUCGGAGGAUCUCGACCAGACGCAACGGCGGCGACCCACUGUGCGCACGGCAGCCACCAACACGCCCCCGCCCAGCUGCAAGCGUGGAGCACGCAAUCUGCUCGAGGCCGAGAUCAGCAUUUCGUAUCAAAUUUGUGAUAACUGUAGAAGUAAGUAUAAGCUUAGCGACAAGCCCGUGGCCGACGUGGCAUCCGGCAGAAGACGCAGUGGCAGCUGCACUCAGCCACCUGCCACAACUGUGGCACAGACGCUGCCCAGCCAGGCAAGAAGCAGCGAACUCCUCGAUCGCCCUGACCUCGAUGACAGCUCCGCUGCUGCCGCGAAGCUGGUGCGUUCCACUGACGACAUUGCGCUCUUUACGAGCACCAUCAGGCCACCAGCUGCCCACAGCGAUUGUGAGGCAGCUGCAGCUCCAGCGGCUGCCACAGUGACGGCUGUGUCGCUGGGCAAUGUGUCCAACACAUCGAAUAACUCCACUAGCCAAACGGACAAGACGACGAGCGGCAGCGGGACGGGGAAGCCCAAGAGACCCGACAAACUGGUACUCGAUCUGAAUGAUCGCUCCAAGUACACGAAGGAGGUUUCUGUAUAGAAUGAUAAUGAAUGCGAUUAUGGUUUGCGAAAUUAACAAAAGACUUUAUGAAAUUUAAUUAUAUUACUACAAAAACAAACAACAACAAACAAACAAGUUCAAAGACGCGGCUAAAACGCCUGAUUACAGCGAAAUCAAAAUGUCGGACGGCGAUUUGCGAUUUGUGAUUUGCAUUGCUAAAUCAAAAGGCAAAACAGGCGCAAAUCAUUUGCAACUAUAAUGAGCCCCAUGUUGUGAAUAUUUUGCACUUGGCAAACACAAAUAUAAGCACACCAACACACCAAACACACACACACACACACACUUGCGUGAACCACACACAAGUAAACAAAGCAACGUCGCCAUUUUGCUGUAAUUCAUGUGUUUUAACAAUUAGAAAGAUACAGAGAGACAGUGGGAGGAAAUAGGUAGAGAGUAUAAACAUUUAACUAAAGCAACUAAUUGAAAACGCCAGCUACUUAAACAGUAGCAACAAAAUCAACAAUAAGAAGAAGAGCAUUCAUGUAAUUAAUUAAUUAACCAUAAGUUUGCCAUCUUAAGUGCCGCUAUUGAAAAUGAUAUUUAGUCUAUAAUCGAGCACUCGCAUUCACUUGUAUAGAUAAAUAUUUAAUAAAUUUAUUGUUAAUAGUUCUUAACUGUAAAAUAAACAUAUC